Sodiomyces alkalinus F11 is the source of this 5293-nucleotide messenger RNA. RefSeq lists its product as hypothetical. NCBI's taxonomy places the organism in Eukaryota, Fungi, Ascomycota, Sordariomycetes, Glomerellales, Plectosphaerellaceae. Gene Ontology annotation, cellular component: clathrin coat of coated pit; actin cortical patch; clathrin complex. Gene Ontology annotation, molecular function: structural molecule activity; clathrin light chain binding. The record is from RefSeq and is a predicted model, not a curated record. The transcript is spliced from 4 exons. The coding region runs from base 125 to 5176 and encodes 1683 amino acids. Gene Ontology annotation, biological process: intracellular protein transport; Golgi to endosome transport; receptor-mediated endocytosis.
UUUCCUCGCUUCGUCCCGACCUCUGACUGAGGACCGACCUAACCGACAAUCGAAUCCCAUAACGGAAGACUUCUAGGGCUAUCCGGUUCUCCCUGAAUCGCCCGUCGUCAGACACAUCGCCGUCAUGGCGCCCCUUCCCAUCAGAUUCGAGGAGCUGGUUCAGCUCCAAAGUGUCGGUGUCCAAGACAGCUCUAUCACCUUCAACUCUUGCACACUCGAGUCAGAUUCCUACGUGUGCAUCCGAGACCAGAAGAGCGAAUCCGCCUCGCCUGAAGUUGUCAUUGUCGACCUCAAGAAUGGCAACAAUGUCACCCGACGCCCUAUCAAGGCCGACAGUGCCAUCAUGCAUUGGACCCGCCAAGUCAUCGCCCUCAAGGCCCAGUCUAGGACGCUGCAGAUCUUCGACCUGGAGCAGAAGCAAAAACUCAAGUCCACCACCAUGAACGAGGACGUCCAGUACUGGAAAUGGAUCAGCGCCACCUCCCUGGGCUUGGUAACCGACGGCUCUGUAUACCACUGGGAUGUCUUCGACCCUGCCCAGGCCGCCCCCGUCAAGGUCUUCGACCGCAAUGCCAACUUGAGCGGUUGCCAAAUCAUCAACUAUCGUACCAGCGCCGACGGCAAGUGGAUGGUCGUUGUGGGCAUCGCCCAGCGCGAAGGCCGCAUCGUCGGCGCCAUGCAGCUCUACUCCAAGGACCGAGGCAUCAGCCAGGCCAUCGAAGGCCAUGCCGCCGCCUUUGGCACCGUCCGACUCGAGGGCGCCCCCGCUGACACCAAGCUCUUCACAUUCUCCGUCCGGACCGCCAACGGUGCCAAGCUUCACAUCGUCGAGGUCGACCGCCCGGAGGCGAACCCCGCUUUCCAGAAGAAGGCCGUCGAUGUCUACUUCCCGCCCGAGGCCACCAACGACUUCCCCGUCUCCAUGCAGGUCUCCCAAAAAUACGGCGCCAUUUACAUGGUCACCAAGUACGGCUUCAUCCACCUCUACGAUCUGGAGACCGGCAACUGCAUCUUCAUGAACCGCAUCUCGAGCGAAACCAUCUUCACCACCUCCCCCGACGCCAACUCGUCCGGAAUCGUCGCCAUCAACCGAAAGGGUCAGGUGCUCUUCGUCACCAUCGACGAGUCCAACAUCAUCCCCUACCUGCUGCAGAAUCCCGCCAACUCCGACAUCGCCAUCAAGAUGGCGUCGCGGGCCGGCCUUCCCGGCGCCGACAACCUCUACGCCCGCCAGUUUGAGCAGCUGAUGAACGCGGGCAACUACCUGGACGCCGCCAAGGUGGCUGCCAACUCGCCUCGCGGUUUCCUGCGGACCGCCGAGACCAUCGAGAAGUUUAAGCGCCUGCCUCAGCAGCCGGGCCAAAUGUCCUUCAUCCUCCAGUACUUCGGCAUGCUGCUGGACAAGGGCGAGCUGAACGAGCACGAGUCCAUCGAGCUGGCCCAGCCCGUGCUCGCCCAAAACCGGAUGAACCUGCUCGAGAAGUGGCUGAAGGAGAACAAGCUGCACUGCUCCGAACGGCUCGGUGAUCUCGUCCGCCCGCACGACCUGAACGCCGCCCUGGCCAUCUACCUCAAGGCCGACGUCCCUCACAAGGUCGUUGCCGGCUUUGCCGAGAGCGGCCAGUUCGACAAGAUCCUGCCCUACGCCGCGCAGACGGGCUAUCAGCCUGACUACGUGCAGCUUCUCCAGCACAUUGUCCGUGUGAACCCCGAGAAGGGUGCCGAGUUCGCUACCUCGCUCGCCAACCAACCGGGCGGCUCCCUCGUCGAUAUCUCCCGCGUCGUCGACAUUUUCCAGUCUCAGGGCAUGAUCCAGCAGGCCACCGCCUUUUUGCUUGACGCCCUGAAAGAAAACCUCCCGGACCAGGGCCAUCUGCAGACACGUCUCCUCGAGAUGAACCUGCUGAAUGCGCCGCAGGUCGCCGAUGCCAUCCUCAGCAACGAGCUGGUCACGCACUUCGACAAGCCGCGCAUUGCCGCUCUUUGUGAGCAAGCUGGUCUGUACCAGAAGGCCCUCGAGCUCUAUGAGGACCCAGAGGCCGUCAAACGCGUCGUCGUCAAUAUUGCUGGCACGCCCAACUUCAGCCUGGAUUGGUUGACCACCUUCUUCGGAAAGCUGUCCGUUGAGCAGUCCUUUGACUGCCUGGAUGCCAUGAUGAAGCAUAACAUCCGCCAGAACCUGCAGGCCGUCGUGACCAUUGCCACCAAGUACAGUGAGCUGCUUGGCUCCGUCCGCCUGAUCGACCUGUUCGAGAAGUACAAGACCGCCGAAGGCCUGUUCUACUACCUCGGCAGCAUCGUCAACCUUUCCGAGGAACCCGAUGUCGUCUUCAAGUACAUCGAAGCCGCCACCAAGAUGGGCCAGUUCAACGAGGUCGAGCGUAUUUGCCGAGACAACAACCACUACAACCCUGAGAAGGUCAAGAACUUCCUGAAGGAAGCCAGGCUUCAGGAGCAGCUCCCGCUCAUCGUCGUGUGUGACCGCUUCAACUUUGUCCACGACCUCGUCCUGUACCUCUACCAGCACCAGCAAUUCCAGUCCAUCGAGACGUACGUUCAGCGGGUCAACCCUUCGCGGACCCCCGCUGUCGUUGGCGGCCUGCUCGAUGUCGACUGCGACGAGGGCAUCAUCAAGAACCUCAUCUCCACUGUCAACCCCCAGUCCAUCCCCAUCGACGACCUCGUGCAGGAGGUCGAGUCGCGCAACCGUCUCAAGCUGCUCCUCCCUUUCCUCGAACAGAUGCUUGCCGCUGGCAUGGAGCAGCGGGCUGUCUACAACGCUCUGGCCAAGAUCUACAUCGACUCCAAUAACAACCCCGAGAAGUUCCUCAAGGAGAAUAACCAAUACGACACUCUCACCGUCGGCAAGUACUGCGAGAAGCGUGACCCCAACUUGGCCUUCAUCGCCUACUCCAAGGGCCAAAACGAUCUCGAGCUCGUCAAUAUCACGAACGAGAACUCGAUGUACCGCGCCCAGGCCAGGUAUCUGCUCGAGAGGGCCGACAGGGAGCUUUGGAACUUUGUUUUGAGCGAGAACAACAUUCACCGCCGUUCCGUCAUCGACCAGGUUACCGCCACGGCUGUGCCUGAAUCUACCGACCCCGCCAAGGUGUCCGAGGCGGUGGCCGCCUUGCUGGCCAACGACCUCCCUCUGGAACUCAUCGAGCUCCUGGAAAAGAUCGUGCUGGAGCCUUCGCCCUUCAGCGACAACCAGAAUCUCCAGAACCUGCUCAUGUUUACCGCUGCCAAGGCCGACAAGGCCAAGGUUAUGGACUACAUCCACAAGAUUGACGGCUAUAGCGCCCCCGAUAUCGCCUCGGCCUGUAUUGAUGUCGGGCUGUACGAGGAGGCGUUUGAGAUCUUCAAGAAGGCCGGCGAUCGGACGGCCGCUGUGGAUGUCCUCGUCGACCACGUCGUUAGCAUCGACCGGGCUCAGGCGUUCGCGGAGGAAGUUGAUUUGCCGGAGGUGUGGUCCAAGGUCGCCAAGGCCCAGCUGGAUGGCGUCCGGGUCACCGACGCCAUCGAGUCGUACAUCAAGGCCGAGGAUCCCCGCAAUUACGAGGAAGUCAUUGAGACGGCCGUGCAUGCCGGCAAGGACGAGGACCUUAUCAAAUAUCUUCGCAUGGCGCGCAAGACGCUCCGGGAACCGCCCAUCGACACCGCCCUCGCCUUCUGCUACGCCCGUCUCGACCAGCUCGGUGAGCUUGAGGACUUCCUCCGCGGCACCAAUGUCGCCAACAUUGAGGAGUCCGGCGACAAGGCGUACGCCGAGGGUCUGUACGAGGCUGCCAAGAUCUUCUACACCAGCAUCUCCAACUGGGCCAAGUUGGCGACCACGCUGGUACACCUCAACGACUACCAGGCGGCCGUGGAGUGCGCCCGCAAGGCCAACAACAUCAAGGUCUGGAAGCAGGUGCACGAAGCCUGCGUCGAGAAGAAGGAGUUCCGUCUCGCCCAGAUCUGCGGUCUCAACCUCAUCAUUGACGCCGAGCAGCUGCAAACUCUUGUCAAGCAGUACGAGCGCAACGGCUACUUUGAUGAGCUCAUCAGCCUCUUGGAGCAAGGCCUGGGCCUGGAGCGUGCGCACAUGGGAAUGUUCACCGAGCUCGGCAUCGCCCUCUCCAGAUACCAUCCCGAGCGGUUGAUGGAGCACCUCAAGCUCUUCUGGAGCCGAGUCAACAUGCCCAAGCUCAUCCGUGCUUGCGAGGAGGCCAACCUGUGGCCCGAGCUGGUGUUCUGCUACUACCACUAUGACGAAUUCGACAACGCCGUCCUCACCGUGAUCGAGCGACCGGAGAACUCGUGGGAGCACCACCAGUUCAAGGAGAUGAUCGUGAAGGUGGCCAACCUGGAGAUCUACUACAGGGCCAUCAAAUUCUACGUCGAGCAGCACCCCACGCUGCUCACCGACCUCCUCCAGGUGCUCACACCGCGCAUCGACGUCAACCGGGUGGUCAAGAUGUUCGAGAAGAAUGACGACCUGCCUCUUAUCAAGCCUUUCCUCCUCAGCGUCCAGUCGCAGAACAAGCGCUCGGUCAACAACGCCAUUAACGAUCUCCUGAUCGAAGAGGAGGACUAUAAGACUCUUCGUGACUCGGUCGAGAACUACGACAACUAUGACCCCGUCGAGCUCGCUGCCCGCCUGGAGAAGCACGACCUGAUCUUCUUCCGACAGAUCGCGGCCAGCAUCUAUCGCAAGAACAAGCGGUGGGAGAAGUCGAUUGCUCUCUCCAAGGAGGAUAAGCUGUACAAGGAUGCCAUUGAAACGGCAGCCAUGUCCGGAAAGAGUGACAUGGUUGAAGACCUUCUCCGCUACUUUGUCGACAUUGGCAGCCGCGAAUGCUACGUGGGCAUGCUCUACUCGUGCUACGACCUGAUCAGGCCAGAUGUGGUGCUCGAGGUCUCCUGGCGCCAUGGCCUCAACGAUUUUACCAUGCCGUACAUGAUCAACAUGCUCUGCCAACAGACCAAGGAGCUGGCCACCCUCAAGGCCGACAACGAAGCUCGCAAGGCUAAGGAGACGGAGAAGGAGAAGGACGAGUCGACAGGCCCUAUUCUGGGGGCCAACCGCCUCAUGAUCACAGCCGGCCCUGCUGCCAUGGGGGCGCCAUCUCCCGCUCCGUACGCCCCGGCCAACGGCUUCGCCCCUCAGCCGACAGGGUACGGCGGCUUCUAGGUGCAGGUCCCGGCCUGGCGUUAGACACCCGACCAAGUACCUUGGCACCAAAGGGCCCCGUCGCUGAUGGGGGGGAUGAGCUGUGUGAACGGGGAGACGAUGUAUCCCCAGGCACCA